Messenger RNA from Epithele typhae, 486 nucleotides. RefSeq lists its product as uncharacterized. The coding region runs from base 1 to 486 and encodes 161 amino acids. NCBI's taxonomy places the organism in Eukaryota, Fungi, Basidiomycota, Agaricomycetes, Polyporales, Epitheliaceae. The transcript has 2 exons. The record is from RefSeq and is a predicted model, not a curated record.
AUGGCCACAAAAACCGACUGGCCUACUCUGCCUUCCCUCUCUUACGAAGAUAGUCUCUACGUCUGCGUCCAUCGCAGCCUUUCAGGGUCUGAGGCAGGGCGUGUCAAAAUCGAUGAGCUUCGGGGAAUUGGGAAGACCUUCCUUGACUUUGCUUACGCCGCCGCGCUCGCGGAGCCCCUCCCAGUCGGUACUCAGCUCGAGAUGCGUCACGAGGCAAGAGACAUCCCCGAGGCAACCACGCCCAUCAAGCUGGACAUUGAGAGCUCCUACUGGCCCUUCAUCAAUAAGUGCGUCCAGCGGUACUGUUGGCGCGAUGCUCGAGUGGUGCCGGCUGGCAUCGACUGGAGCAACCCGCAGGAAACAAGAGUCAUCUUCGAGACUCUCGUCGGAGUUCUCGCCUCCGAUGAGAUGCGUCAUGACGAAGUCUUGAAAUGGAUCAAGGCCCUUGUCAACGCCGCAUCGACCACGCACGCUCGGUGCCCUUGA